AGAAGUAUGGGUACCUGUAAUGGACCAAUGAGAGGGAGUAACUUUGCGUGCUGUAGCCGCCGGAGAACCAUCCAUACACGCUGAACAUGUCGGAUUUAAGUGAGUUUUUGCGUAGUCGAGGGGUCCCAGAUGAAGCAAUUACAUUACUGGAAGAACAAAAGAUUGACAGCGACGUCAUCAUGCUCAUGGAUGAUGCAAAGCUGGCAAAUUACAUCCCCUCCUAUGGAGACCGAAUCGCCCUCUUCAAUUACUGUUAAAGCCUCCCCUCAAUAGGAUUUGAUCAGUUUUGCUACUCACAACAAUGCCUGCUAUGUCAGAUUUGGAUGAAUAUAUCAAACUCUACUUCAGACUUUCUUUCAGUAACAAAGAAAUACUUGCAAUUUUAGCACACAACAAUCAAAUAGUAAUAAGUGUCCGGACUUUAAAGAGAAUUUGUAGAAGACUUGGUCUGUUCAGAAGGAAGAACCAGUCUGACUUGGAUGAAGUGCUGGCUUUUGUUCAACAUGAGAUCAUGACUAAUGGACAGAUGCAGGGUUACCGUUGGCUACAUCUUCGUGCUGUUCAACGGGGAUUUGUUGUAUCACAAGAUACCAUCAGACGCAUCAUCAAAUUGGUUGAUCCACAAGGUGUGGAAUUAAGACGAGCCAGACGCUUGAGAAGACGUCAAUACAGCUGCAGAGGGCCAAAUGCGCUUUGGCAUAUGGAUGGCUAUGAUAAGUUAAAGCCCUAUGGCAUUGCCAUCAAUGGCUGUAUAGAUGGCUAUAGUCGCUAUGUGUUAUGGAUGGAGGCCUAUACUACGAACAGUGAUCCUAAAGUAGUUGCAAGUUACUUCAUCAAAACAGUUUCAAGCAUAGGGGGAUGUCCAGAGAGGAUUCGUGCAGACAGGGGAACAGAAAAUGUUUGUGUUGAAGAAAUGCAGAUAUUUUUGCGGCGCAACCACCCAGACAGUUUUGCAGGGGAGAGAAGUUUCCUUUAUGGAAGAAGCACAGCAAACCAGCGCAUUGAGGGAUGGUGGGGUACCCUCCGCAAACAAAGUGCACAGUUCUGGAUGAACUUAUUUCAAACUUUUCAGGAUGAUGGCCACUUCACAGGAGACUUUUUGGACAAAAGUCUCAUCCAAUUCUGUUUCCUUAAUCUUGUUCAGGAUGAACUUGAUGAAGUUGUCAACACAUGGAAUUCACACAAAAUCAGAGCACGAUCAAGUGAUGAUGCGGCAUCGGGUCGGCCAUUUGUGAUGUACUCAUUUCCAGAGUUACACAGUGCUGAGGAUAGACUGAAACCAAUUGUCAUGGAGGAAGUCACUUUGUGUAUGGAAGAGUGUACUCCUAAAGGCCAGUUUCCAUGUGACGAAACUGUUUUUGAACUGUGUUGUCUCCUAAUGGAGGAGAAAGGAUGGGAUGUUCCAGCAGAUCCACUUGAUGCAGCUGAUCUUUACAUCAUGUUAAGAGAGGAAAUACAGAAAAUAAUUUGAUGUGUUUAAGGUGAAUGGGAUGUUGGAUGCAAACAAAGUGCCAACUUUUAAAGGGAUAGUUCACCCAAAAAUGAAAAUUCUAUCAUCAUUUACUCACACUCGUGUUGUUACAAACCCGCAUACAUUUCUUUGUU
Paramisgurnus dabryanus is the source of this 1605-nucleotide messenger RNA. The record is from RefSeq and is a predicted model, not a curated record. NCBI's taxonomy places the organism in Eukaryota, Metazoa, Chordata, Actinopteri, Cypriniformes, Cobitidae.